AUGGGCAAAUCCACCUGCAACGUCGGGGGGCAAUCGCCGGUGCCGCCCUCCCACCAGGAGUUCCAGUUCCAGCAGAACGCUACCACCACCGCGCCCGUUCCACCCGACUACGACCAGAUGGCGACGCCCGCCUACGACCAGGUGGUGAAGGGGCGCGCGCCGAGCGCCCUUGCCCCGAUGGACCGGUGCUAGCGAAGCCUUGGGGGGAGGGAGGGGCACAGAAAAGAGCGUGACAGGUUUUGAUUGGUUUGCCUUCUGUAUUAUUAUAUAGUAGAACACGUGUUGUCAAUAGAAGGAUAUAUUUAAGCGCAGCAGUGGCGUGGCAGGUGAUAUCGAUAGUUGUGCGGACUGUUUCGACCUUGACCGCUUCGUUGCCCUACCACUUUCAGUAUGGCGUAUGUAUCUUUCAAUUUUCGGUUGAUUUUCGUCGUUGGCUGUCAGGGCAGGGUACUCUCCCUUCUUCCCCUCGCUCCUCGACAAGCUUUUGCUUAGACAUGGGUUGUAGCGAAGGGGGGGGUCUUUCUGGCGAGCAGGGCUAGACUCACCCUCAAGGGAUGACCGAAACCUUCUUGCUGCUGCGCAUCCGCCGCGAGGCGUGCGUGUGGUGGUGGAGUUGGGUCGGCACUGAUGGGGUCAGGCGGGAAAAUGUAGAUGCGCGGGCCUUUCUGGCCGUCGGCGUAGGCAGUGAUGCCCAUCUCAUUUUUGUGCGCGGAGGCAGACACCAUCAGAAAGGUGGACGGGCACUACACGGCCCUAGGUUUGCUAGAGGGAGCUGUAUUGCCUCAGUAACCUGGCUUCGCCAUCAAAGGAGGAGGGAGCAGGUGGCGACGAGCUGAACUAGGCUGGUUGACCAUUUGGCGCGAGAAUUUUUAUUUUUUUCAGACCAAGAACCUUGAGUGCAAUGAGGGAGAAAGCGAGGAACGGACUGGGAAGGACAG
This is a messenger RNA of Ectocarpus sp. CCAP 1310/34, 938 nucleotides long. Lineage: Eukaryota; Phaeophyceae; Ectocarpales; Ectocarpaceae. The record is from the annotation of a GenBank genome assembly.